Messenger RNA from Rangifer tarandus platyrhynchus (Svalbard reindeer), 396 nucleotides. Lineage: Eukaryota; Metazoa; Chordata; Mammalia; Artiodactyla; Cervidae. The record is from the annotation of a GenBank genome assembly.
AUGCUCUGGUUCGCCGGGGCCCGUGCGGCUGGUCGGGACUCGGCUGCGCUCGGUGCAAAGAGAAUCAAUGAAAACCACAGCGAAGUGCCCCGCGCGCGCCGGCCGCCGCGGCGACGCCGGAGCCCCGCGCAGUCGCGGGAGCCGGCCCGCGCCUCUCAGACCUUGAACUCUGACUUAGUUCUUCUCCAGCCCCCCUGUCCUCCCAGCCCGCACACCGCCGCGCGGCUCAGUGACAGGGCCACCGUCCCGAGGUUCUGCCUUUCACCCCUGGCCGAAUCAGAACCUGAGCAGAGUUACCCUUGGAGAGAGUUCGCUUACUGCUCUGGCUUUCAGAAACCGAACUUGGCGAACGUGGCUGUGCUGGGCCUGGAGGCCGAGGCCCGUCACUGGGUUUGA